Molecule: messenger RNA, 2135 nt
Organism: Agrilus planipennis (emerald ash borer)
Lineage: Eukaryota; Metazoa; Arthropoda; Insecta; Coleoptera; Buprestidae
Gene: Wnt2
Product: protein Wnt-7b
Exons: 5
Coding region: 811-1905 (364 amino acids)
Biological process (GO): multicellular organism development; positive regulation of JNK cascade; neuron differentiation
Cellular component (GO): extracellular region
Molecular function (GO): cytokine activity; frizzled binding
Source: RefSeq, a predicted model, not a curated record
UCCGUCACAUCGCGGCGUCCACCGCGUCGUGAAACGGAAUCGCUCAACUAUCCACCCCUGGUAGUGGGGCGUUCGAUCAUCUUUGAUUGGCCCAUCGCUUUAAGUACAGGUGGGCAGGUGGAACACUCAAGAAGACAACGCUAGCAGUGACCAAGUGUAUGUUUGUCUGUCGGUCCAUCGGUGUAUGAGAAAGCGAACAUUCACUCACAGCUCAUUCACAGCAUCGAUCUUUCCGACCUGCCUGUGGGUACGUAAACCGAUUCGAUAACGAGAACCGGUUCAAACCCAUGCAUCCCGGAAGAAAAUCCACCUGCAGCAAAAUCGUGGUCGUAAUAAAUCGAAUUGCCCAUUGCAAUCAUUAAUGAACAAAACGCGAACUUAUUACACGAUACCUACCAACAAUAGGUGUUAGUAGUACGAGUACACAACUAAUAAAGUUCCUGCAAAAGUGAUGCGUAGACCCGUUUGCUAUUAUGCUAACAACUAAAACAUAAUAAACGUAACGUGUGAAGUGUCUUAAUGCUUAGUCAAAUAAGAGCGGUUGACAGCGUCGACAAAUAAAAUAAUGUUUGAAAGACGCCCGCCGGUGAAAACACUCCAACGUCGCUGUCAGUUAUUAGUUGUUUGAAUAUCCUCGCGUGCGGCUGUUUUGAACGACGACUCACUAAGGAGGUGGUUGGUAUUAUUUUAUUAGUUGCGGGGGUUACAGCGGCACGGACAGUUCCGGGCCUCGGGGUAAUAGUGGACGUCAUUGCUGGUGAGUGGUGAUGCUUGGUGAUGAUGUGUUCCUUUGGAUGAAGAAGCAGCAGGAUGCCAACCCGGAAAACGGGUCGGAUGACGACUGGACUCACCAUUUGCGCAAUCGCCUCCUUUUUAUAUACCUUCAGGUUGGUGUGCGGUGUAUUGGCUCUCGGCGCUGAAGUGAUUUGCGAGCGUGUACCAGGCUUGACGGCUAGGCAACGGGAAAUGUGUCGUACCGCACCGGAUGCAAUGGUUGCAGUAGGCGACGGAAUCCGCAUCGCAAGCGCCGAAUGUCGCUAUCAGUUUCGACAUCAACGAUGGAAUUGCUCUGGCAUAAACAACCCCACAUCGUUUGGGCACGUUAUCACAGUUGGAUCUCGAGAAGCAGCGUUUGCUUACGCUAUUUCCAGCGCGGGUGUUUCCUAUUCUGUCACUGCAGCGUGUGCUAGGGGCAACAUUUCAACCUGUGGCUGUGCUCCAGCGGUCAAAUCGAAAGAGCCAUCCACUCCAGGUUGGAAAUGGGCUGGCUGCAGCGUCGAUAUUGAGUAUGGGACACGCUUUGCAAGAAAAUUCCUAGAUGCAAGAGAACUCGAGGGUGACGAGAGAAGCUUAAUGAAUUUGCAUAAUAACAGAGCAGGUCGAAAGGUCCUGCACGGGAACUUGGUAAAGGACUGCAAAUGUCACGGGGUAUCAGGCAGUUGUACUAUGAAAACCUGUUGGAAAAGUUUGCCUCCAUUUCGACGUAUAGGUGACAUUCUCAUGAAGAAAUAUUACAGAGCCCGUCCAGUUAGUUCGAGUCCCGCCUCUCCAGGUUUGCGAGAUAUUGACAACUUUUUUCCGAAAAAGCCAAGAAAGAUCCAAUUGGUUCUUAAAAAGGGUAAGAUACCGAUAAAGAAGGUUCCCAAAAAGGUGGAUCUGGUUUUUCUUCAAAUGUCACCCAACUAUUGUGAAAGGGAUCCUACCACGGGUUCAUUGGGAACCGUUGGAAGAAUUUGUAACAGAACAUCUAGAGGUACCGAUGGUUGUGAUUUGAUGUGUUGCGGCAGAGGUUAUAACACACAUCAAUAUACGCGAACAUGGCAGUGCAGGUGUAAAUUUCAUUGGUGUUGUUACGUCGACUGUGACACUUGUAGUGAAAGAACUGAUGAAUACACUUGCAAGUAAUAAUUAAUUUAUCGGCACCAGUGCGAACAUUUAUUAUAAUACACAACAAACUGUGAUGAUCAUUUUACAUGUAUUUAUUUUACCUUUUAUGACAAAUCGCUACUUACUUACCGUACAUUCUGUAAAUAAUUUGACAAUUUCAUCAGUAUUUACAAUGACAUUCCAGAGUAUUAUUAUUUCUUGACUUAGCCAUGUACUUAUGUAGUUUACCAUUUUAGUAACUUAUGUUA